Ctenocephalides felis (cat flea) is the source of this 423-nucleotide messenger RNA. RefSeq names its product katanin p60 ATPase-containing subunit A-like 2. Lineage: Eukaryota; Metazoa; Arthropoda; Insecta; Siphonaptera; Pulicidae. The transcript has 2 exons. Gene Ontology annotation, molecular function: protein binding. Bases 1 to 423 code for a protein of 140 amino acids. The record is from RefSeq and is a predicted model, not a curated record.
AUGCCGGAAGAGAAAAAGAUCCAAGAACGCAAACGCAACGUCCUCUACCUAAUUUCCCACUAUCUGCGAGACAACGGCUUCCGUCUAACAUCCGAGACGCUAUUUCAAGAAGGACAACUGUCCGAGACCUUCCAAGUGUGCGACAAUAUAGAUUUGGAGACGAUUCUGCAGGAAUACGAGAACUACUACUAUCUGAAAUUCCAGAAACAACCUAAGAUCAUCAAGAAGGUGAAGAAUGAUACUAGCAUCGCCAGUUUUGAUAACAAAAUUAGGAAGGUGAAGAGCAUUAGUAGCAGCGAAAGCAAAAAGAGUGCUCCUGAUGUUGCUACACCGAAAGACUCGAAUGAGAAGAAGAUGCCGUCGAAUAUGUCGAUAAAGGCAGUAGGAAAGGUAAUGGAAAUCUCCUUAACUUCCGUAGGGUAG